AUGAUUUCUGCAAAAGAAAGUCGACAUGAAAGUGCGUGGGAGGAAGAAGCUUUACUAGAGCUUCUCUUUAGAGCACCAGGUUUAGUAACUGAUGAUGAUCUACUAAACAUAUCUUUGAGCAACUUAGCUAAGAAUGUGAACGAUGAAUCACCAGCUUCUUUGAUCAUGAGAAUAUAUUGCCGAUGGCUCGAAGUCCAUCGGAGAAGCUCAUUACAACUAUUUAAAGCUUGGCCAAACACGAUCAAACAGUGGGUGGAAUCAUUGGAGCACCGUGGAGUUGACAAGGAAGCAGUAAUCGCACACGUUAUAGAUUGGAAGAAAUCCAAUGGUCCUUCCACGCUCAAUGGCCCGAAAGGAUGGAUUGAGGAGAAGCACCUUCCUUCCGUUGAUGAGAUUGAAAAAGUGUUUGAUGAAAAAUACGGCUUAAACAAAGAUAAACCUUCGGAUAAAGGAUACUCUGACAGAGGUGAGUAUCGAUCGGACAAGCCCUCGAGUAAAUCGGAUCUCGGAGGCAGCCGUUCAGAGAUCCUGCUUUUGACAAAAAGCCACCGGGGUCGUACAAAUGCUCGAUUUGUAACAAAUUCGGAAAGCACUGGUAUUCCCUAUGCCCAGAGAACACCAAAAAAGACUCCAUCACCCAAAAAACGUCUGGCUGCCGGGAUGAAACCCAAAACUCAACAAAGAACCUUGGAUAAGAGAGAAGACUCCAAGGCAAGGCAGGGGGGGAUGUCAAAAUCAAACAAUUUCGAAAACGAAGGUGCGGAGUGGGAUUCGAGUCAAUGGCGAGGUGAAAACUUGGAGACAUUUAAGAAAUCUAGUUCCUCUAAACGAGAACAAGCAAUGACUUUAGAUGACGAUAUCGACCGAGAGCCAGAAUUGCCAACUCGUAAAAACAUGCUUGAACAACUUGCCGAUAUCGAGGAACGCAUACACAGAGCCUCCAUGGCUAUGGCAGAAGAUACCGGGAUGUCAAUGGAAGGGGUAGCAGAAGUGACUGGUGUGUCGAUCUCCAAUGUGGCCUCUACCAUCAUGGCAGCUAAUCGCAAGCGUGCUCGCUCCAUGGAAAUGAAUGAUAUUGGUUACAAGGAGCAUCAACGUACCACCAGACAAAAAGUUGAAUAUGAUGAUAGAGAAGAGCUGAUGCAAGGUGUUGAUGACACAAGACCCUUACAUUUGGACACUGAAAGACAUGACGCAGAUGCUAGGGGAAUUCUCAAGGAAACGGAUCCCUACACCGCAGAAUUUGAGUUGAGCCAAAAACUUCCAGUCAGAAAAUCGACAAAUUCAACCGAGAAUUCUGUUCAAAGCCCACUCUCUGAUAUGAACAUGCGCCAGCGAGAGAUUUCACCUAUGGAUACUUCUAGCGAAGAUGACAUCCGAACUCCUGUGGAUGAUAUGGAAGCAGGGUGUGACUCGCCACGGGUGCGUUCAGAGACGCCAGAGAAAAUCUACUCCGAUUUUGUUAAGAGCCUAAUUGCAAAUCGAACAGAAGGUCAAAUUGUAAACCUGAGAAGAAGACGUCGCACGGCGGUAGAGCUGUGGGAUGAAGACGACCAACGUCGCAUGGGACAAUUGAAUGUGUCAACAUCAUCCCUGCAGAGCUCUUCUCCAUUGUCUUCCGCUUCAUCAAUGGAUUCAGAUCAUACCUUCGAUCAUCCACCUGGCCGAGUUUCAAGUGAGAUUCCUUACUUCAUUCUCGACAAAAAUACGUCAGCCUCCCCAGGUUCCGAUAUUGAAAUGCAAGAGUAA
Molecule: messenger RNA, 1749 nt
Organism: Botrytis sinoallii
Lineage: Eukaryota; Fungi; Ascomycota; Leotiomycetes; Helotiales; Sclerotiniaceae
Exons: 3
Coding region: 1-1749 (582 amino acids)
Source: RefSeq, a predicted model, not a curated record